AUGACAACCUCUCCUUGCUCCUCCCCCUCUCCCAGCCCCCUGCCCCCGUCUUUACAGAAUUUGACCGCCCCACCCUUUAUCUCAGCUCCGCCCCUGGGCAUGUCCUGCGUCACCAUGGCAACGGGCGCCCUCUCGAACGUGCUAGCACUGGCCGUCUUGGCUCGAGGGCCCUUUGGAAGAAAGCGCCAUCGCUCAAAAGCCCCCUAUCUCCAGCUGGCGUCCGCCCUGCUCUUCACAGACCUGGGGGGUCACCUCGUGCCCGGGUCGCUAGCCCUCCAUCUGCACCUUAGUCGGCGGGAGGCAGCCGGAAACCCGGGGGCCGUCCAGUCGGCGCCGCUGUGUCAGCUCUUCGGGGCCUGCAUGGUGUAUUUCGGCCUCAGUCCUCUACUUCUGGGCGGAGCGAUGGCCGUGGAGCGAUACCUGGGCAUCACCAGGCCCCUCCUUCACGCUGCCACGGUGACGGUGGGUCGGGCCCGUGCCGCCGUGGCAACAGUCUGCUCCCUGGCCCUCCUGCUGGCUCUGCUGCCGUUUGCAGACGGUGCGGGAAGGGUGAAAUACUCUCUCCAGUUCCCCGGGACCUGGUGCUUCUUCCCUGUUCAGCCGCCCACGUCCAGUGCCAGUAAAGGCCUGGCUCUGGCCUUCUGCAGCCUGGGACUCGCCGUCCUCCUCCUGUCCCUGCUCUGUAACAUCCUGAGUGGGCUGGCACUGCUGAAGAGCCCCCUGGGCUCCGGAGAGAGAGGCUGGACUGGACGGAGUAGGCCUGGGAAACGAUCUUAUGCUUCAUCAUCGUCAUCAUCGUGGUCUUUGUCAACGCUGUCAGCAGGUCCUACUUCACGGGCCCUGGAGGUGGAGAUGAUGAUUCAGCUAGUGGCCAUUACACUAGUGUCGUGUGUGUGCUGGACUCCUUUCCUGAUUGUCAUCCUUCUGUCUGUGGUGUGGUUCUCCUCUGAUUCUGCCCAUCCGGGGGCUAGUUCUGAUCGGCUGGUUCUGCUGGGUCUCCGCAUGGCUUCGUGGAACCAGGUUCUAGAUCCAUGGAUUUACAUCCUGCUGAGAAGGUCGACUAUCCGCCAUCUGUGCUGUCUAUACAAGACCAGAGAACGCAAGACCAGAGAACGCAAGACCAGACAACGCAAGACCGUCUCUCAGGGCCAAACACAGAGACACACACGCUCAGAGAUAAGCCUGACCGAACACACAUGCACAGUGCCUUAA
Chanos chanos (milkfish) is the source of this 1212-nucleotide messenger RNA. RefSeq names its product prostaglandin E2 receptor EP1 subtype-like. Gene Ontology annotation, cellular component: plasma membrane. The transcript has 2 exons. Gene Ontology annotation, biological process: inflammatory response; positive regulation of cytosolic calcium ion concentration; adenylate cyclase-activating G protein-coupled receptor signaling pathway. Lineage: Eukaryota; Metazoa; Chordata; Actinopteri; Gonorynchiformes; Chanidae. The record is from RefSeq and is a predicted model, not a curated record. Bases 1 to 1212 code for a protein of 403 amino acids. Gene Ontology annotation, molecular function: prostaglandin E receptor activity.